AUGGCGACCGGCCUUUUCGCCUCGCUACCGAAACCCAAAUACACUGGCGAGCACGAAGAGGUUCCUCUGCAUGCCCAGCCAAAGGGCCCUCGAAUCGUAGGGCCGGGAGUAAUCGAUGAAUCGCAGGUUGUUCUAAAGCGCUCUGGCCCUCCUCCUUACGGCCAACGAUCAGGAUGGCGACCUCGUUCGGCAGAGGAUUUCGGAGAUGGGGGUGCGUUCCCGGAAGUUGCAGUUGCACAAUACCCUCUUGAUAUGGGACGAAAGGGAACGUCAUCAACGUCGAAUGCUCUUGCAAUCCAAGUCGACGCGGAAGGCAAGGUCAAAUACGACGCACUCGCGAGACGUGGCCACAGUGAUAGCCGAAUCAUACACUCGAGUUUCAAGGAUUUGAUACCGCUUCGGCAACAGGCAGAUGCGGGCGACCUGAGUCUUGACAGGCCCAGCCAGGAAGAAGUCCUGGCAACAGCGGAGAAAACAAGGCUCGCUCUGGAGAAACUGGUGUCGGGGGCUGUGGCGGCUCAAAAACCGAAGAACGUCAAAGGCGUCAAUCGAGAAGAAGCUACGUAUGUUCGGUACACGCCUUCAAAUCAGAUGGGCGACAAUUCCAAAAAGCACGACUACGUUUUGAAAAUCGCCCGACGGCAAGAGGAUCCCAUGGCACCACCAAAGUUCAAACACAAGAAGAUCCCUCGAGGACCACCUAGUCCUCCCCCUCCAGUGAUGCACUCGCCGCCACGGAAAUUGACAGCAGAGGACCAGGAAGCCUGGAAAAUCCCUCCACCGAUCAGCAAUUGGAAGAAUCCCAAGGGCUACACCGUCCCGUUGGACAAGCGAUUGGCUGCUGAUGGACGAGGACUGCAGGAUGUCACUAUAAGUGAUAAACAUGCACAGUUUGCCGAAGCACUUAUGACGGCGGACCGGCAUGCCCGUGAAGAGGUCAAGCUCCGCGCACAGAUGCAGCAAAAGCUGGCGGAGAAAGAGAAACUGGCCAAAGAAGAACAUCUGCGGGAAAUGGCUCGAAAGGCCAGAGAAGAAAGACAGGCGGCGGCCGGUGGUGGCAGGCGAGAUUCGGAUUCGAGACGAAGAUCGCGGCCACGGUCGUACUCUGGUUCGUCGUAUGAUUCGAGGUCUGACAGCGAGGAGGAGGCGGCCAAGGAGCGAGAGCGUGCCCGACGAGAACGUAGACAGGAAAACGAACGACAACUACGGCAAAGCAGGAUGGGAACCGAGAAACGCAUCCAGAUGAUGGCCAGAGAACAAAAUCGUGACAUUUCCGAAAAGGUCGCGCUUGGGUUGGCGAAGCCUACACAAAACAAGGAGACCAUGUAUGAUUCUCGACUGUUCAACCAGACGUCCGGGUUCGAUUCUGGAUUCAACGAGGACCAAGCUUAUGACAAGCCCCUGUUUGCCGCUGCAGAUGCUAUAGACAGAAUCUAUCGACCGACGGUGAACCAGGACGAGGAUGAAGAAGGAGAUGCGGAUGCGGCCAUGGACAAGAUUCGAAAGUCCAGCCGAUUUGGCGAUCUUGGCAGGGCACCCAAGGAGGGAUUCAAAGGUGCCGAUACCGCUGAACGAGAGAGCGGUCCCGUCCAAUUCGAAAAGGACAAAGAUGAUACCUUUGGCAAUGACAGCUUCAUUGGGGCUGCUUCUGGAAAGCAAGCUGGUGAAGGCAAGAAGAGAUUUGGAUUGGAAGAAGCCGGUCCGAGUAGCAGAGACAGAAAGAGGGCGAGGGUUGACGAAGACGAUUAG
Exophiala spinifera is the source of this 1749-nucleotide messenger RNA. RefSeq names its product pre-mRNA-processing protein 45. NCBI's taxonomy places the organism in Eukaryota, Fungi, Ascomycota, Eurotiomycetes, Chaetothyriales, Herpotrichiellaceae. Gene Ontology annotation, biological process: mRNA splicing, via spliceosome. Gene Ontology annotation, cellular component: spliceosomal complex. Bases 1 to 1749 code for a protein of 582 amino acids. The record is from RefSeq and is a predicted model, not a curated record. The transcript is spliced from 2 exons.